Molecule: messenger RNA, 1576 nt
Organism: Cygnus atratus (black swan)
Lineage: Eukaryota; Metazoa; Chordata; Aves; Anseriformes; Anatidae
Gene: SLC16A5
Product: solute carrier family 16 member 5
Exons: 4
Coding region: 110-1576 (488 amino acids)
Biological process (GO): transmembrane transport; monocarboxylic acid transport
Molecular function (GO): monocarboxylic acid transmembrane transporter activity
Source: RefSeq, a predicted model, not a curated record
CAGGAUCCUGUAACCCUUCUCUCUGUAGGUCCGUUCCCUGGGCCGAGGGUUGCAUGGUAGCUGCAGUCGCUUCCCCAGCAGGCCGGCCUGGGAGGAGAAAGCAGCCAUCAUGUCCCAAAGAGGAGCAUGGGGAGCUGCCAAGCCCCAGGACCGGGGCUGGGCAUGGAUGGUGCUGCUUGCCACAGUGCUGCUGCAGGGGCUGACGCUGGGCUUCCCCUCAUGCAUCGGCGUCUUCUUCACGGACCUCCAGCACGAGUUCCAGGCCUCCAACAGCGAGACGUCAUGGUUCCCGUCCAUCAUGGUGGCCGUGCUGCACGGAGGCGGACCCCUCUGCAGCAUCUUGGUGAAGCGAUUUGGCUACAGGUUUGCUGUGAUGCUGGGAGGCCUGCUCAGCAGCGUGGGCAUGGUGUCCAGCUCCUUCUGCAAGUCCCUUGGCCAGCUUUACAUAACAGCUGGCCUCAUCACUGGUCUGGGAUCAUGUUUCAGCUUCCAGGCAGGAGUGACUGCACUGGGCCACUACUUUGUGCGGUGGCAAGCGUUGGCUAACGCCAUGGCAUCCACUGGUGUCUCUCUUGGUUUCACGCUGUGGCCACUGCUUUCUCAAUACAUGCUGGAUGAGAUGGGCUGGAGAAACACUUUUCUUAUCUUUGGAGGAAUACUAUUAAACUGUUGCGUCUGCGGAGCCAUUAUGAGACCAGUGCAGCUUGCUUCAGGAUCACUAGUGCAGUUACCCAGGCCUGGAGAGGAUUCAGGGAGAAGAGCAGAAGAGGCGCAGCUGUCCAAUGGAGCAUCUUCUCCCCACCUAAAGUACCAGCAGCAAAACAGAAAGAUUGCAUGCUUCCAGAUGCUGCAGAAGUACCUGGCUGUUGAUAUCUUCUGUCAAAACAAAGGUUACCGGAUUUACACUAUCGGAGUGACCUGGAUGAUGAUGGGGUUUGUGUUACCCCACGUCUACCUUGUACCUUACGCCAUCCAGAACGGGGUGGAGGAACACAAGGCAGCCCUCCUCAUCUCCAUUACUGGGUUCAUCAACACUUUCAUACGCCCUUUGACAGGACUGCUUUCGGGACACAGAAUCUUCACAGGAAGACGCAUCUACCUGUUCAGCCUGGCUGUGCUCCUCUGCGGGCUGAGCAAUUUCAUUUGCAUUAUUUCAGCUGAGUUCAGCGUGCUCAUUGUCUACUGCGUCAUCCUCAGCAUAGCCACGAGUGGCAUUGGGGCACUCACCUUCCAGGUGCUGAUGGAUGUGGUGGAAAUGGACAGGUUCUCAAGCGCUCUAGGGCUCUUCACGGUCCUGGAGAGUAUCACUCUCCUCAUUGGACCCCCUCUCACAGGUCUCCUGGUGGACAUAACUAAUGAUUUCCACUAUGUCUUCUACACCUCCAGUUUCCUCCAGAUAUCAGCUGCACUGUUCAUGGGGCUCAGCUUCUGUGCUCUGGAAAAAAAAAGAAAUUUGAAAGAGACCACAAAAGUACCUUUGGAUAAUCCCUCCAGAUAUCAAUACAAUGACACGCCAACUGAACCGCAGCCUGAAAGUCAAUCCACUCCAGUCGUCAUGUACGUCACAAGCAUAUGA